GAAAACUUCAGUUCUGGAUGCGGUUCAUUCAAACACUGUACGUAACGUAGAAUUGUCGACAAAUUUUCCCCAAAUACACGACGUAAGGGGAAAAAAGCGACAUUUCCCCUAAAUAACCGACGUAAAGGCGAAAAAGCGACAUUUCCUCUUUAGUUACGCUUUCGUCCGUUUUAUUUCCCCUUUCUUCGCCUUUAUUUCCCCUUUUUGUGUUGCUUGGGAUCAUAUCCUGAUAUGCAAUCUUUUUAUUAUAUAUUGCUACCACUUGAUUAACUGCUUCUAUGAAUUCAGUGUUCAUCUUUUUGUACUAAUGAGUUAUGGCAACUUGGACCGAUGCACAUAUGUCCUGGUUUUAUGUUGUAAAUGAAUAACUGACAGUGUGCUAGGCUCAAGGAGAGUUGUAUGCUAUAUGCAUGCACUUCAUUCCGUUAUUAUUCCUAUAAUUAUCCCGGAAUUUUCGUUGUUUACGUACCCGUUCACAUAGUCAUUGUCGUGGUCAUUAGUGUGUGUAACGCUAUUAAUUAUGCAUCACUGUUUAGAUGGAGAGGAAAACGAAGGCAGAACUCCACUACUUUAUGAUCAAUCAAGGAUAGUACAACUUAUUUCAGCGCAUCAAAGUCGCAGACCACGAAAUUCUUCACCUUCAGAUGAUUUUCAAAAAAUUGGUGUCAAUAUAGACCCCGGGGAGAGAAACGUGUUCAGUUUUAAACGAUUAUGGACGUUCACAGGUCCUGGAUUCUUAAUGAGUAUUGCCUAUCUGGAUCCUGGAAAUAUAGAGUCAGAUUUGCAAAGUGGUGCAAUCGCUAAUUAUAGACUUCUAUGGCUUUUACUCCUAGCUACAUUGAUGGGAUUAUUUCUACAACGUUUGGCUGCUCGUUUGGGUGUAGUGUCAGGUAGACAUUUAGCAGAAGUAUGCUAUGAUGAAUAUCCUACACCGGCACGUAUUAUACUAUGGAUUAUGGUUGAGGUUGCAAUUAUUGGGUCAGAUAUGCAAGAGGUGAUUGGUACUGCUAUAGCUAUAAAUUUAUUAAGUUUUGGUUAUAUACCUUUAUGGGCUGGUGUACUUAUCACUAUUUUGGAUACUUUCACUUUCCUAUUUCUUGAUAAAUAUGGUUUACGUAAAUUAGAGUUCUUUUUUGGACUUUUAAUAACUAUUAUGGCUGUGACAUUUGGUUAUGAGUAUAUUGUUGUAAAACCCGAUCAAGUAUCUCUUUUACGCGGAUUAUUUGUGCCUUCUUGUCCUGGUUGUGGUUGGCCUGAAUUGGAACAAGCUGUUGGUAUCCUCGGUGCUGUUGUAAUGCCUCAUAAUUUUUACUUACAUUCUGCUCUUGUUAAAUCACGUGAUAUAGAUCGAAGUAAUCCAUUUUUGGUUCGUGAAGCGAACAUGUAUUACUUCAUUGAAUCAACCAUUGCAUUAUUCGUUUCUCUUAUGAUAAAUAUAUUUGUUGUAUCAGUAUUUGGUGCUGGGUUCUAUGGUAAAAAUGUUAAACAAGUGAUUGAGAAUUGCACACUUGAAGGUAAAAUUCCUGUUCGUUUUACAAAUGCUGUUCUCAUCAGCUGCUUACAGCAUAUCUCAAUGAAGUGAGGGAAGGAUGGCAUAGUUAAAUGUUUAGUUUAUAAGAAAGACACAUGGAAUGGUGUUUAUCUCAAUUUCAAUAGCUUUUGUCCAAUCAGUUACAAAAAGGCACUUGUCAAAACACUGUUUCACAGAACAGAAAUAAUAUAUACUGCCGAUACACUAGAAGAGGAAGUUAAGAAUGUUAAAAAAUGUUUAAAGAACAAAGGAUACCUACUGAAAUUUAUUGAGAAAUAUGGAAAACGUGAAGAUAAAAAACUCAAAGAAACUACAGCAAAUAAAAAGCCUAUUUUUAUUCAACUUAAAUUCAAAGGUGAUGUCACAGGAUCAAUCAAUAUGGGACUAGAAACUGCGUUGAAAAGAACUUAUCCUGCAGCUUAACUGAUUGUUCUGUCCAAAACAACAUAUUCUUUGACACAAUCAAAGUUCUAUGGGUAUCCCUUUCAUGUUACCAUCAACUAUGUAUACAAAUUUACAAGUAUCUGCCAAAGCAGUUACAUUGGUAGAACAGAAAAGAAAGCCUACGCCCGAUUCAAAGAACAUAUUCCGAAAAGUUUAUGAUCAAAUGGAUUAGAAGCAUUCAACAGUGCCAUCGCAAGACAUCUCCUUGACACAGGACACGAAGUCGAUACCCUGAAGUCCUUCAAGGUGAUUAACAAACAAUCAAGCCCCGGCUUUUUGAAAUUUGCCGAAGCGAUAACAAUCAAACUUCUAGAAGCAGAUCUAUGUAUCCAAAAAGAGGCAGUAAUAAAUCUUUCUUUGCCCUGGUAAUAUUAAACCCUCCUUUUUAUUUAUCACGUCAUUCAUUAUUUCAACUCUCUGAAGUUUAAAUUACAUCAUUAUCAGUUUUCUUCAAUUCAUAACUGACUGAUAGCAAUUCAUAUCUUUCUUUAUUACCAUUAAUCUAUUUUCAUUUGCUUCAUUACUCAGUCAUCUAAUGUUUGUUAACUCCAUGAGUUCUAAUCACUAGUUCAGUGUUCUGGAACUUUCCCUCAAACUUUAUUUAUCCGAAACAAAAUUUUUUAUAACCUUAUUAACUCUAUUGAAAUCUUCACUACAUCAUGAUACAUAUAUUCAUCUUUAGUUACCCUCUUAUGUAUAAGUAUGUCAAUAUAUGUAAUAACGUUGAUUUUCAAAUAUUUUAGGUUGUAAGCAGCUGAUGAGAACCUAAUGAAAUCAUAUAAUGCUGCACCAAUCUUUGUUCUUGCUCUCUUUAAGAUAAUAAAGGGAACUAUGUGUAUGAAAUUAGUCUUCCUAGUUAGUCAACAUCAUUUUUUGCCAGUUGUUGGCAAUCGUCUAACUAUUUGUUACUGAUUUAUACAAAUAUUCGUCAAUAUUAGGACGAAUAGUUUGACAAAAUUUGGGCGCCGAUUAUGGCAAAGUCAUUGUAUGUGAAGAUUAUGUUGGGAAUAAUCUCAGCGAUUGAAAUCUAAACAAUUCAAACGUUUUGUUCAGCAAGCCUGUCUGGACUUCUUCAGGGUACUAAUCGAAAUCAAGAUCAAAAAAAUUUAAAUUUCAAUCGCUGUGAUUGUUUCAAAUAUAAUUUUCACAUAUAAUAUUCGUUACUGAUUUUUUCAACGACAUAUUACUUCUAUAGUUUAUAUCUAAUGCUAUUGUUUAAACCCUCUGUAAUGGCCUUGCAUUUCAUAAUCAGUUUAUGUGUAAAUGUAUCAUAACUUGUUAACCGCGUUGUAUCCUACUUUUUAAAUCUAACACCCGUUGAUAUUUGUCUAUAUUUGGUCAAUUUUUCAUCGAUAAUGUGAUGUUAAUUUCUUUGUCAGCUUACAUUUAAUAUCAUCAGUUAAUGAAAAAUGUACUAAAUCACACAGUAGAUGGUGAUACCUUUGUGUCAUUUCACUUAAUUAUCUUGGUUAACUUAACAAAUCAUAUGUUGAAUGGUGCAGACUGCAAAGAAUGAAGGCGUCUCAUCAAGGAAAAAUGUUUUCAAUACCAUUUCCUUACGUUGUACGAUCUAUUUAUAGGUAAUUUUUUGUAUUCAGUAUUCCAGGUUUUCAAUGGUGGUCUAGCUUCAACUGACUCAUGAUUUCAACCUGUGAAAUAGAAGGGUGUUAAAAUUCAUUCAAAUAUCGAUUGUAAAAGUCAACAGAAAUGGAGUGAUGUUGCGUAAUUUAACAAAGUAGUCACAAACAUUAUCAACAGAUUUCAAGUAUUGUCUAUAAAUUCAUAGACGGAAAGGUGUUAUUUGAGAGUAAUUAAAGUUAUCGAAAGUUUAACAAGUACUAAAUAGAAUAGGUGUUGCGUCAUUAAGCAAAGUAAUCAGAAAUUAUCAGUCAAUAAAGUUAUUCAUUUAUGAUGAAUUUUAAUAUUGAUAAUUUUCUCAGUUAAUUUUAGUUAGUACAAGAAUUUUCUAUGUAUAUUGCUUUUUUGUUUGUAUGGCCUAUAUGUUAUUCUGUUAUCUUUUAAUAUAGGCGAAGUAAUCAAUUAAUGAUGAUUUAAAGUAGAUGAAUUAUAUUUAUUGUUCAGUUAAUUAGUAACUG
Messenger RNA from Schistosoma guineensis, 4071 nucleotides. NCBI's taxonomy places the organism in Eukaryota, Metazoa, Platyhelminthes, Trematoda, Strigeidida, Schistosomatidae. The record is from the annotation of a GenBank genome assembly.